This is a messenger RNA of Astrephomene gubernaculifera, 6542 nucleotides long. NCBI's taxonomy places the organism in Eukaryota, Viridiplantae, Chlorophyta, Chlorophyceae, Chlamydomonadales, Astrephomenaceae. The record is from the annotation of a GenBank genome assembly.
AUAUUCCUAACGUAUCGGCUCAAGCGCAAUCAUUGCUACAAAACGGCAGCCUAGUUGUACCGUACAACUCCCCAACACCCGCUCACUCUGGCUUUGCUUCAAAGACAUAUACAGACAGAGUUGGCAAUAGGACUGACCUUGACUACUUUACAUCGAAGGCCAACUGUGUUUGAAGAACUAGCGCUGCACUCAUUGGCUACGCUUUCAAGUUGAUGUUUACUCGUUAGCGUCACCAAGUUGUAAUGGUAUUUGGAAAAGCAGGAAUCCACGUUGCUCGGAUGACAUUCGGAGGAGCACUUUGAACGCAUUCAAUGGCUACCACUGCGGUUGAGUUGUAGGGAAUUCAUUGUUACAACAGACAGGGUAUCAUGGAAGCCCCUGCUUCGCCCUUGCAGCAGCCCACUGGCUCUGCGCGUACGGCCGCAGUGCUGCUCUUAGAUUCUCCCCGCAAUACUACCAGUGGAGGUGCCGAAAAGGGCACCGCGGUGGACGACAAUGCAGCAGAUGUUAAGGAAAUCCGUCUGUCGAACUACUCAAUUGAAUACGGCACGCAUAACAUGCCUGACUUAUAUGGCAACAAGGUUUGGAUUCACAUGCUAACCCCCCCGAAGCUUGAGGCGGACCAGGCGGCAGGCUCCGAGCCUAGCCCCGCCCCCAAAAGCGACGCUGAACGGACGUACACCCUCCUCGAGGUGCCGCCUUCACGACGGCUAGCGGCGCUGCAACAAGCACUGGAACGCCUAUACGCAAACCAGCAAAUCACCAACCGCCCCGGCACCGGCAACUGGAUGGCUCACGUUGACGCGCCCACUGCUGCUGCUGCUGCUGCUGCAUCACCUGACAUCGCAUGGCCCACCACACCUGACGGACCGCCCGCCGCCUGCCGCAUCGACCUGCCUUUGGUCCUCCCCGCUGCGCGGACCAGACCACCCGCCCCUGAUUCCCCCUCCUCCUCCUCCUCCGACGACGACAACCCCACCCAAGCCCAACCCCCCGACCCGCCGCCCGACCCCUCCUUCCCUCCCUCCUGGCUCCCCUUGCUGGGUCGCUCGCUGCUCUUCCUCUACCUCCAGCAAUCCCGCUUCAUAGACCCGGCCGCUUGGGACUUCUCGCUGCUUGCCGCCCUGCCCCGACUGGUCUUCCUCGACCUGAGCACCACCACCAUCAAGUCCGCCCUGCCUGAGGACCUGCCCGCCCGGCUGCCCUCCCUGCGGGUCCUGGACCUGGCGGAAGCCACCUUGGAGCUGUCCGAGGAGCAGCUGGGCCGCAUGCUCGUGGCGCUGUCGGGGCCCGUGGCUGCAGCGGCGGCGGCGGCGGAUGCGGAGGAUAAGGCGACGGUUGACAGCGCCAUUCGUGCGGCUCUCUCGACCACAGCGGGUGGUGGUGGUGGUGGUACAGCAGCAACAGUUGCGGGAUCAGGAUCGGGACGGAAAUACCCUCUUGUGCUGGCCACUGCCAGCGUACCCAGGGCGUACGUGGAAACCCAAAACACGUUCGUCUGCGCCUCCUGGGGCAAGCUGAAGCUGCCCGCAAACUUGGAAACCAAGGUUCCGGCCAGCGUGUUUGACCAUGCAGCAACGUGGCGGGCCCUGGUGGCUGCGCGUGAGGCGGCGUUCUUUUGGUACGCUCGAGAGCUGUGGUGGGAUUUCACGACGGUGGUGAGCCCGGGUUCGUAUGGGGCUGUGUCGAGGCCGCAUCUGGGCGUCAGCGUGCCGAUGGACCCCUCCAUGGUGCGGCUGGUGUACGAUUUGGGGCUGCUGCCGGCGCCCAGGGAGGAGGAGGAGGAGCCGGACAACGGGCCUGAGAUGCGGCACAUGUUUGUGGACAGGUCCGGCAUCCCCAAGCCCACCCACAGGAGCGCAGCCAGCCAAGGCGCGCGGCGCACGCCACCCAAUGUACGGCUGUCGCUUGCAUGGCCGUACAAACGCAGCAGCCUGGGCAGCCCCCUUUGGUCGCAUGAGCAAAAGCUGCACUCGUCGUACCGCGACGCCGUGCACCUCAGCCUCUCAAGCAGGCAGUGGCGCAUGCUGGCAGAAGUGUUCGGACCUGGGCAGGGGCAGCCCGCGACGGCAGCAGCAGCCGCGUCUACAUCGUCUACAACAGGAGGAGGAGCAGCAGCGGCGGCAGCAGGGAUGGGCGAGGAUGAUCCGUUCGCCUGCGAGGAGUUGUCGUUCGAAGCGUUGGAGCAACGGGAGCGCAUGGCGUCAGGAGCCUUGUUCUCUGCUUGCUCGGGUAACGGGUUCGGCAUGGCGUCAGGUGGCCGCUACAAGAUGGUCACCGCCGUCUCUUUCCCGGUCGCACGCGAGCUGGCAGCUGGCCGGCCGCAUGCCGCCACGCCCGUAGUGAUCCCCCGCCGCUCCGCCCUCGCAGCCCGCACCCGGGCUCGUAGGCUGCUGGUGGCUGCCCUCAUAGGGCCCCAGGCGGCCCGGGGGCAGGGGCCAGGCGGGGAGGCCAACAAGGCUGCUUGCGGCGCGGGAGGGAAAGGGGCAGGCGGAGUGGACCUGGCGGUGGUGUCGCCGGCGGAGCGGGGUACCGUGUCCGUGGCGCAGUUCAUGACGGCGGUACGACUGGAGUCUCGGUUGUACGGCAGGGUGCGGCGAGUCAGCAUCCUUCCUGCCGGCCACCCCGCCCGCGCCACCACCCAUGUCGCCCGCUACUGGACCUCGGUGCGCGCAGUGGCCGAUCUGCUGUUCAGUGACCCACGGGUCAGGAUCGGCGUGAUGGCGGGCGCCGUACCGCUGGCGGCCGUCGCUGAGAUCUCCUGCGAGGAGCUCCGCGCGCUGUGUGCCAAGCUGGCCAAGCAGGCGGCAAGCAAGGCCAAGCAGACGGGGGCGGCGGAGGUGGGGGGUGGCGGGCUGGGCAGCAGCGCAGCGGGGGUGCUGGCAGCGAAGGCAGAGGCGGCUGCGGACCUGGCUGAUCUGGAUGCGUUGCAGAAGCAGCUCUCCGCAGGUGGUCGCCUGGACGUGCCCGUUUCCAUCCACCCCGAGGACUGGCUCCCAGCGGAGCAGUCCCUGGACCCGCUGUGCGACUGGCACCUGGCCGACCCACGGGUCUGGCCGCACGGCACCGUGCUGCACGGCGCAGUGGCCCGCGGCGCGCUGCACACCGUGGAGUGGCUGCUGGAGCGGGGGCUGCCGCUGAACGGGCGCAUCGGGCUGUGGGAGCUCACUCCGCUGCACCUGUGCUGCAUGCGACCUGUCCUCUGGAGCUUCCCCGCGGAUUACGGUCGAUGGUCCCUCCUCGUCAACAAUCGCCUUCCUGCACUCCCCUCGCCGCCAGCACCACCAUCAGCCGCAGCCGCUGCUGCAACUACCCCCAUCCCCGCCAGCUCUGCCCCUCGCGCCGGCGCGCCUGUCAUAACCGAUGAAGACCUGCUGGACUACAUCUUCGGCCCGGAUGACAAGUCGCAGAAGACAGCCGAGAACGAAAUGCAUCUGAAACACACCAUGUACGGAGUGCUGCCAGGAAGGGAGCUGAUGGCCAACGAAAGGCGACUUGCCCGCGUGAGCGAGCCCGUGCGGUUGCAGGCACGCAUGCAGGCUACGCUAGAUGCCAAGCUGGGGCUGAACCACACAUGCUUUCGGAAGCGAGGAGAGCUGCUGUUUCCGGGAAUUCGCAGCUCCAAGGUGCCGGAUGACCUCCGCAACAUCUGUCAGCUCCCGCGGCUCCUCGCGCUCAGCCCCUUCUGGUACUCUCCAGACGACCAAAUGUUCGUAGGAGACGAACCCAAAGCCACGCAGCUGCAGCAACCCCGGGCGCGCACACUGCCCUGCACCGCACCCGCCACCACCACCACCACCUGCACCCCCAAUGCGGCUGCCCGGGACCCCGCAGCAGCAGCAGCAGGCGAUGUGGAUGGGGGCAGCGGUGGUGCCGGUUUUGCCAGCGGGUCGGCUCAGCAGCUGGCGGCUGCCGCCUCACCCAUGCUACGGCUGCUGCUGGGCCGGGGCGCCGACGUGUCCGCACGCAGCUGGAGCGGGCUGCAGCCGCUGCACUACGCGGCGGCCUCGUGCGGUGCGGAGACGAUUGUGGCGCUGGUGGAGGCGGGGGCCAGCCUCACGGCGCCGGUGACGGGUACCCUGGUCGGCCCCCUCCACCUGGCAGCCUACCGAGCCGGCUGCCGCUGGUCCGGCCUGCCCCCUCGCGCCGCCGUACGGCUGCUGUCCUGCCGCCCCACCAUCCCGCCGUACGCCGUACUGGCUCAGCCGGACGAGUGGCGCGGCACUCCGCUGUUCUGGCUGGUGCAUGCGGGCAAGGCGCUGCCUGCGGGCACGCUGGGGACGCUGUUGGGGGGGCUGCGGGCCGGCGUGCUGGGGGCAGGAGGAGGCGGCGUGCAGGGGGAGGGGCUGCCCAGGCCUGUUGUGGAGGGCGUGGCGAGGGUGCUCUGCUACCUGAUCGUGCAGCGCCUGGUGGAGCACUGCCGGGUGCUGCUGCACCACUUCCCGGAGGCGGCGGGGGUGGCGCUGCCGCCCGCCAGCGCCACGCCGCUGCAUGUGGCGUGCAUGCUGAACUGCUGGAAGGACAUAUCCGACUCGAACCCGCUGAUGUGUACCGUCACCGGAUUCCCCAUGAUGUCAGGCGCCGGGUAUCCAGAGGAGAUUGUGCAAGCGGCAGGACCCUACGUGCCGCCGGGCAUGGCCCCCGUCGCGCCCACCACCACCUCCACCACCACCGGCGUUGCAACACCCUUGCCACCUGCUGGCGACGGCACUGCUGCUGUCGCCGCCGCCACCGCUCGUAGCUCUCGUUCUGCAGCCGGCAAUGGCCGCGGCAGGGAGCUGCUAGUCCUGAGUGAGAGCUCUGAGGACGAUGUGGGCAAAAGGCUGAACGAAGGCGGCGCUGCUGGCUCCGGUGCUGCUAGCAAGCCGGCCGGCAGCACAUCUGCCACCAGCGGCGGUGACGCAGAUGCGGGUACGGCACGUAGCGGAGGAGCUAACGAGGCCGGCAAGGGUGCCGUCGAUGGCGGGGGCGAGGAGGAGGCGAGGCUGUGGAAGACGUGGCCGUAUCCGCGGAUCAAGGACGGACCGCUGGCGUUAGACACGGGCGAGGAGGGCGCGGUGCUGAUGCAGGCGUGCGUGUCCCAACAGCUGCAGGACUCCUGCGCUACUGCUGCUGCUGCCUUCCGUCCGCCCUCUCCCCCCCCCUCAGAUUGUCCAGAUGCUCCUGGCUGCCGGUGCCCCGGCCGAUGCGGCGGAUGCGGCGGGCGCCACCCCCCUCAUGCUGUCUGCCAUGGUGGGCACGGCACCGCUGGCGGCGGCACUGCUAGCAAAGGGCGCCCGUGUGACCGCUGUCGCCACGAAUGUGCGGCACAACAACGUGCUGGGCUCGAUGAGGUCGGUGCUCCCGCGCUUGACGCCGCGCAAGGGGGGGCCCACCUAUCUGAUGCUGGUGCCGCCGGAGUCGCUGCUGCAGGAGCAGCCUGCACCGCAGCAGCAGCAGGGGCUGGAACAGGAGGGGCAGGAGCAGCAGGCGGGGGCGGCAGCGGGGCCGCCCAAGCCGUCUUCCGAGGAGACGCGGCGGAAGAAGGUUGCUGCGGCUGCCCCCACCUGUAGUGAUGAGGAUGAGGACGAUGAGGCAUUGGUGUGUGGCUAUGAUAGCGAGGACGAGAGGGAGGAGGAGAGGAAGAAGGAGAGGGAGAAGGAGAAGGAGAAAGAGAAGGUGGAGGAGGAGGAAGAGGAGUUCACAGGACCGGAGGCCAAGGUUGAGAACUUCCGUCUGACACCCAUCACCGGCUGCCUGUACCGGCUGAUGCAGUACCACAAGUUCGAGCUCCCGCACGGUCGCAAGGCGCGGCCGGGUGUUGGCGUGGACGGCAAGCCCUACUCGUAUGUGGUGGACUACAACGACACCAGCCAAGUGAAGCAGGCCAAGUGGGCUGACGGCAUCCUGUGGCUGCUGCUGCGCCACAGCCCCGCGCCCCUGCGAGCCGCGGUGGUGCGCGCGCUGAUGGGCGCGGAGGUGCGGUCACUCAUUCGGGAGCUGCCGCGCACGGCGGUGGCGGUGCUGGGGGCGGCGGUGCCAGGCAACUCCCUGGUGUCGUACGCGGAACGUGCCACGCGGGAGGCCUGCUCCUCGCUGUCUCCCUUCACCACCUCCUCGCUGGACUCCGCCGUACGGAGGGCGCUGGACCUGGUGGCGGACUCCCUAACCGACACAACCGCAACCGCAAAAGGACCCUCCAAAGACAAGAACAAGGAUGAUGCUGAUGCUGAUGCUGAUGCUGAUGCUGAUGGGGACGGCGACGGAAAGGAGAGGGAGAAGGAGGAGGGGGUGGAUGCGUUGGCAGCGGUGGUGGCGUCCACGCCUGGGGCCCUGGGAGCUGGGUGGCGGUGGGGGCCGUACGAGGACGAGGUGCUGUACGACCUGAUGGCCACCGGGUUGUACCCGCUGUUCGUGUCGCCGGACAUGACCAACGGCGAGGCCUCCAUCCUCCGCAUGAGCGCCCAGCUGCUGCAGUUCGCCAACCGCAUGCGGCUGGGCAAGCGGGCGCUGCUGGAGGCGCAUGUGCGGCAGUUCCCCGCGCCAAACAUCCAGGCAGCAGC